This is a messenger RNA of Volvox carteri f. nagariensis, 165 nucleotides long. RefSeq lists its product as uncharacterized. The annotation marks the transcript as partial. Gene Ontology annotation, molecular function: structural constituent of ribosome. The record is from RefSeq and is a predicted model, not a curated record. The transcript has a single exon. Lineage: Eukaryota; Viridiplantae; Chlorophyta; Chlorophyceae; Chlamydomonadales; Volvocaceae. Gene Ontology annotation, cellular component: ribosome. Gene Ontology annotation, biological process: translation.
AAGGUUACCAGAAGCUUCGGUGAGCGCCGCAACAAAACACACACGUUAUGCCGUCGUUGCGGUCGCACCAGCUACCACCCCCAGAAGCAUGCAAGGUCUGCUGGCCAAACACAACGGCAAGAUACAAGAUACAUGUCGCAGCCAAACAAUGGACAGAGCUCGGGC